Molecule: messenger RNA, 2018 nt
Organism: Solanum dulcamara
Lineage: Eukaryota; Viridiplantae; Streptophyta; Magnoliopsida; Solanales; Solanaceae
Exons: 1
Coding region: 100-1719 (539 amino acids)
Cellular component (GO): cytoplasm
Source: RefSeq, a predicted model, not a curated record
GAACUGCCAACUGUCGACAACAUCGUCUUCAAGAUUGACACUUUGACAGAACCGAAUAAUUACAACACUCAAAAUCAGUUCUUCAUUCCACUGCGAGCUAUGGAUUUCUUCAAAUCCAUCUUAUCGGAUGAUCCUGAUCCGGACCCUCCACUUUCCAAAAAGCCCCUAGAUUCUUCGCCGGAGCAAUCACAAGUUGACCCGGAUCAGAAUCUUGGUAAACCCAAUUCACGAUCUGAUUCAACACCCGACGACGGUGGUGAUGGUGAUGGUGAUGGUGAUGAUGAUGGUGGUGUUUGGAGCUUCGGAGGUUUGUUGAAGACAUUGUCAAACCGAUCCGAAUCAGUGCUCGAGACAUACCGUCGGGAUCUACAAGAAUUCGGAUCCGGGUUGAAGAAAGAAACCGAAUUGUUCCGUGAAGUAGCUAGUCGGGCCGUUAAGGAUCUUCCUAACUCGAUCGAGGUCGGAACUACUGUUAGCCACGCCAUUGACGGCGUCAUCAAAUCGACAACGGACAUUAUAUCACAAGGUAAAGAAACCCUGCUCGCUUCUUCUGAUGCUGAACCCGAAACCCCAGAUGCGAGUCGGAGCUUGAAUUCGGGUCGGUACAGUCGGUUUGAAUCUCAACUGAUGAAUAUCCAAAGUGACCCAAAUACAUUCUGCGUGGAUCCUGAGGAUUUGGAGGAGUACAAGAAAUGGGAAUCUGAUUUUGAUUUGAAGGAGAAGAGUAAGGAAAUUGAGAUUUUGAUUGAAGAAAAUGGACCUUUGGAAGGUAUAUACAGAAGGGUUGUGCCUAAUGAAGCUGAUAAUGAGACUUUUUGGUGUCGAUAUUUUUAUAAAGUCUAUAAGCUUAAGCAACAAGAGCGUGUAAGAGCUAAUCUUGUGAAGAGAGCAAUAUCUAUAGAUGAUGAUGAAGAAUUGUCUUGGGAUGUUGAUGAUGAUGACGAUAAUGAACAAGAGAGCAAUGCCAAAUCGAAACUCGAUGUGCAGGGAAAAGAGGGUUCUGUUAUUGAAAGCUCUGUCAAUGAGGUAAAGAAAGAAUCUGCUACUCAAGAUUCGACCAACGUUUCAAAGGAAGUGCCUACUAAUAACAGUGAACCAAACAAGCAGGAUUCGACCAACAUUGCAAAGGAAGUGCCUACUAAUAAAAGUGAAUCAAUCAAGCAAGAUUCGUCCAACGUUGCAAAGGAAGUGCCAACUAAUAAAAGUGAACCAAUCAAGCAAGAUUCGACCAACUAUGCAAAGGAAGUUCCUACCAAUAAAAGUGAGCCAAGCAAGCAGGAUUCAACCAAUGUUGUAAAACAGGCCACCCAUAGUGAUGAAUCAAAAACUUUAAGUUCAGCUGUUGUUGAUAGGAAAGAAGAGAAUCAGUCUAAUGUGGAUGGUGGUGGCAAGAGCCAGGUCGUAGAAUCAGUGGAGAGCAACAAAGAUAGUAAGAAAGAAGACACUGAAGUUACUACUCUGAGUAAAAAGGAGGAAGGGGUAGUAACAGGUUCAGAGGGGAAAACUGCUAGGGAUGGAUCUGGCAAAGAUGGUGGUGUCCCUAUUGCUUCAAGUCAAAAGACGGGGGCUGAUGAGGACGAUUUGGAUUGGGAUGAGAUUGAAGACAUUGAGGGUAAUGAUGACAUAAAGGCAACUUCUCAGGUUGCAAGCUCCAGUAGAGAUGAUUUGAGGAAGAGGCUUAGUGUUGAAGAGGAUGAUGAGGAUUUGAGUUGGGAUUGAAGAUGAUGAUGAGCCUGUGAAAGCUUAGAUUGUCAAUCAAGCUUAAGAUAUGCAGAAAGCUGGAUGUCAAAACUCACAGAAUUAAACUUUAAAGCUUGAAACCUAGUAAAGUAAGAUAAUGUUUAUUGUCUCAGGCAGUUUGUUUAAUUGUGCUGCAUGAUUUUCAUUCUUUAUAUUGAACAUUUAGUUUAAUAGUCGCAAUUUCUAUGUCCAGCUGUUCAUUUAUAAUGUGAACAUGUUUUUGUGCCCUUUGUAUACUUGGGAAAUUUGAAUGAAAGCAAUGAUGUUCAUAGACAAAA